Dama dama (fallow deer) is the source of this 2140-nucleotide messenger RNA. RefSeq names its product zinc finger protein 211-like. The record is from RefSeq and is a predicted model, not a curated record. The transcript is spliced from 3 exons. Gene Ontology annotation, biological process: regulation of DNA-templated transcription. NCBI's taxonomy places the organism in Eukaryota, Metazoa, Chordata, Mammalia, Artiodactyla, Cervidae. Bases 209 to 1993 code for a protein of 594 amino acids.
AUUGCUCUCAAGUCGGUGGAGCUGGACGGAAGGUCUGAGCGUGCAGUGUUGCGAGGUCUGUUACAAGCCGAGAGAGCGCAAGGGGCGUCAGGCUCUGCAUAGGGGACGGCGUAAGAGCUGGGGACACUGCCGCCUGCAGGUUGUGUCCGCGCCAAGUCCGACCUGACCAGUGGACGGUCGCUGCACCACUCUGUGGAAAGAAGCUCUGAUGGCGGUGCCUGCCCUGAAGGACCCCGGUCAGAGCCGUGUGACCUUUGAGGAUGUAGCUGUGUACUUCUCCCAGGAAGAAUGGUGUCUUCUUGAUGAGGCUCAGAUACAACUGUACCUUGAUGUCAUGUUGGAGAACUUUGCACUUGUAUGCAUGCUGGGUUCUUGGCCUGGAGCUGGGGAUGAAGAGACACCUUUUGAACAGAGCAAAUCGGUAGGAGUGUCACAGAUUGGAACUCCCAGGGCAGAUUCGUCUGCUGAGAAUGUCCAGCCCUGUAAGAUAUGCAUCCUGGUCUUGAGAAACAUUUGGCACUUGACUGAAGAGCAGGGAACAAAUAGUGGACAGAAAGCAUACUCAUGUGGGACACAUGGAAAACAAUUCUGUUUCACUGCAGACAUUCAGCAGCACCAGAAGCAGCACACGAGAGAGAAUCUUUUACAAUAUGUUAAGGGGAAACUCUCAUUUUUGAAGAGCUGCACAAUCCAUGCAUCAGGAAGUCUCUCCCCAUACAGUGAGAUUGGGAAGGAAUUCGUGGCCAACAUGGGAGUUCAGCCACAGAUCAAAAACACCAGGAAUCAACAAAACAACAGUAAGGAGUGUGAAACUGUUUUUCACAGUGGAAAAAGUCAUCAGAGCUGGGGAGAAGGCAAGAAAGCCUCCAGCCACACAGACAUACUUGUUCAAGAUGAGAGAAUCCUCACUAGUGAACGGUCUUGUGAGUUCACAGGCGGCACUCACAAAAGUAAGCAUGUUCAGCACCAGAAAGGUCACAUUAGACAAAGGUCUUCCGAGUGCACUGAAUGUGGGAAAUCCUUUGGCCAAAGAAAGUAUCUCAGGAUUCAUAGGCGAAUUCACACUGGAGAAAGGCCUUAUCAGUGCAAGGAAUGUGAUAAAUCUUUUACCUAUAAGAACCGUUUCAUUGGACAUCAGAGAAUUCAUACUGGAGAAAGGCCAUAUGAAUGCACUCAAUGUGGAAAAUGUUUUACCCAUCAAUCCUCUUUCUAUGUACAUCAAAGAAUUCACACUGGAGAAAGGCCUUAUAAGUGCAAUGAAUGUGGGAAGUCUUUUAUCAACAACUCCAAUUUCCAUAGACAUCAGAGAAUUCACCAAGGAGAAAGGCCUUAUACGUGUAAUGUAUGUGGGAAAUCUUUUAUAACUCUGGCUGGCAUCCGAUAUCAUCAGAAAGUUCACAACGGGGGAGUGCUGUAUAAGGGCAGUGACUCUGGGACAUCCUUUAAUCAAAUGCAGCAACUCAGUUCCAGUAGGAAAAUCCACACUGGAGAAAAGCCUUAUGAGUGCAGUGAAUGUGGGAAAUCUUUUACUGCUAGCUCUAGCCUUUGGUAUCAUCAGAGAAUUCACAGUGGAGAAAGGCCUCAUGAAUGCAGUGAAUGUGGGAAAUCUUUCAUUGUUAGGUUGAGCCUUCGCAAUCAUCAGAGAGUUCACACUGAAGAAAGGCCUUAUAAGUGCAAUGAAUGUGGAAAAUGUUUUACUAGCAGUUCGAGCCUUCUUCGUCAUCAGAGAGUUCACAAUGGAAAAAGGCCUUAUGAGUGCAGUGAAUGUGGGAAAUCUUUUACUGCUAGCUAUGGCCUUCGGUAUCAUCAGAGAGUUCACAGUGGAGAAAAACCUUACGAGUGCAGUGAAUGUGGGAAAUCUUUUACUGCCAGCUCUAGCCUUCGGUAUCACCAGAGAGUUCACAGUGGAGAAAAACCUUAUGAGUGCAGUAAAUGUGGGAAAUCUUUUACUGCUAGCUAUGGCCUUCGGUAUCAUCAGAGAGUUCACCAUUGAGAAAAACCUUAUAAGUUCAGUGAAUGUGGGAAAUCUUCUACUGCUAGCUCUGGCCUUCAGUAUCAUCAGAGUUCACAGUGGAGAAAGGCCUCAUGAAUGCAGUGAAUGUGGGAAAUCUUUCAUUGUUAGGUUGAGCCUUCGCAAUCA